AUGCGUCGGCCGGGGACGCUGCCCUGCUCGGGUUCACAAAGAUCGUCAAACUCUGGGGUGAUAGGCGGUAGCGGCGGUUCCGCCGUAACUUCCGGUAUAAUAAACGACGGCGUCGGUGUUGCCGGUAACGUUAAUAUGAACGGUGGUACAACGCCGAGGAUACACUUGGCUAAUCAUUCGUUAAGGAGAAACAAUCAUCAGGAAAAUCACAAUCAUUCUCAUUCGCAACCCCCGGCAUUACCGGCGAGAGGGGAAAGUUCCAUCGACGUAUCCAGAUCCAGACUACAGAAUGGCAUACCUGGACACCCGCCGCCACCCCCCAGGCAUCCACCUCCCUGUAAUCAGUCAUCGUAUCCAACACUUCCGGUUAACGGACACACGCCCCAUCAUCAUUAUCAUCACAGAGAAAGGGAGAGGGAAAGGGAGAGGGAAAGAGAGAGGGAGAGAGACAGAGUCGAACAGCAUCAUCAUUACCACCAGAAGCACAGAGACGCUCUGGAACAGGACCUUCAGGAUCACAGGGACAGAAACGGGAUAAUCGGUACCUACCGUGCAUGAAAAAAUCAUCGAUAUUGAUUUCGAUUAUAUAUUUGUCCAAUAAAUAUGAACGCACGCGACGAUCGUCGCCGUUACUAUCCCGUAUAACAAUUGAGAAUAUGUAGAAACAUUUUGACGCGUUGAAUUUUUUUUUUUAAUGAAAAACUGAAGACUGAAAAAGCAUACAUUGAAACAAUACGAAAAUUAAAAGAAAAAAAAAAAAGAAGAAGAAGAAACAAAUCCCCAAAGAAAAUAGAUGACGAAUAAAUUAGAACGGAGUCCGAGCAGCUGAUGAAAAAUUCGGAAGAGAUUCAGGGUGGACUGACCGGAAAUUAGCUGAAGAAAAAUAAUAAGUAUGACAUAAGAAAAAACGCUGUCGUUAUUCGAGCCCCUCGCCUCUCCUAUAUACAUAUACGUGUGUAUAUAUAGGUGCGGAGGACCGCGAAACUAUGAAAGUGUCGUUAUCGCGACGCGAGUGUCAGAUGUGCCAAUAGAUCCCUGGGAUUAUCUGCGGACCGGAAAUUCCACGAGGGAAUUAUGCGGGUCGCGGGUGUCACGAUGCCGCCACACUAACGUUUCUUCAACUCCGCGAUAUCAUGAACGCCAAUUAAAAUACGGAAACGAAAAAUAACGCAGAUAAAAGAAAAAAAACAAAAAAAACUAACGCGAUAUAAACCUACGUUCUUCGUUCGAUUUGAAAUAUCCAAAAUCUAUCAAUCGACGUUACGGAUAUAAACGAAUAACACAAUAUUGCAAAAAAUAUUGAAUGAAGCGAACUGAAUCGUCUAGGAAAAUGAAGUCGAUUUUAAACUAAUUUUUUUCAAAUUUACGAUAAGCAAUCAGACACUGUGAGUGAAUUCAUUUUAAUUUUUUAUUUAUUCUUUGUUCUCUCUUUUCGGAUUUGUUUUCCAAUUUUUAUUUUUACGAAUUUUCGUAUUUAUUAUCUCGAUACAAAAUAUUUGUAAGUGAAACCAAAAACGUAACACGAACGAAAAUUAAAAGGAAAAAAAAGACUUUGUAAUAUAUAUAUACGUCUUGAACUCAAAACAAAUUGCAUGAACAAUUUGAUAAACAAAACGGAAGAAAAAAAGAACAGGAGAGAUCCAAUAUAGAUAUAUUAUAUGUAUAGAUACAUUGUGUAUUUAAAAAAAAAAAAAACUCGUGUAAAAUAGUGGAAGCAAAAAAAUUGACGGAAAAAAAAAAUAUUAUACAUAUAUUAUAUAUGAAUUCCCCCGGUAAAAUGUAAUAUAAUGAUUAUUAUAAUAACAAUAAUAAGAUAAAAACUAUGAAAUAAAAUAAAAAGAAGAAGAACAAGAAUCUUAUAUAAAUGAAGAUAUGGAUUAAAACAUAUAUUAAAAUAAAUUAAUAAUUUAGUAAUAAUAUUAAUUAUUGACGUAUUAUGAUGUAUAGUAUAUAUUCUUAAAUAUAUAGAUAUAUAUGUAUAUAUUGUAUCGUGGUGCGGCUAUGCCUCAAAUAAAUAAUAUGUCAUUAAUAAAUAGGAAAUGGAAAGUGGAAAGAAAAUUUCUCGACUGAAAUAACAAAUUUUAAACGAAUGCCCACUUCGUAAGAUCUGUAAUCGUGAAAACGAUUAAUUAGAAUAUAGGUCGUAGUCUAUUUCUCAAUCAAUUGUUUUCACAAUUCAGCUUCCAACCGUUUUGGAUAAUUUAGAGCCGAGGUAAAAGAGGCGAAACGUAACAAUAUAUAUGAGUAUAUACAUACAUUAUAUAUAUGUACAUUCUGUACAAUUGCUAUUUAUUCUAAACGGUCGACCUAUUUUCUAAAAAAACACCAAUAAUUGUCUAGUAUGGCUGAUUAUUAAUUAUGACAAUGACGAUGAUGAUGUGAAAGGGGAUGUUGUAUCAUAUUAUGUAAUAAUGAUUAUAAUGAUAAUAAUGAUAACAAUAGUUCUUAGGGUAGAUCGAGACACUACAUUUCCCUGCAGAACACACGAUCAUACAUACGAUACAUAUUAUAUACAUGACGUACAUUGAUUGACCACAUAAACAUAUACCCAUGUAUGAUAUAUGUUUUUAUUUUUUUCUUAAUCUUUAACACCUUUCUUUUUUUUUUUAUUUAAAAAUCGGUUUAGUUAAAAGCAAUCUGAUAUAUCCACAAUCUUUUCCUUUCCGAGCCAAUAUUAAAAUUGAAAACGAUUCGGUCAGUGUUUGAUGUAAAAUUGAUCUUUGGACGUGUGCAGAGAAUGCUAAUAUCAUAUAGAUAAAUUGAUAUAAUUUUUCUCGGAUAUUGCACUUGAAAUCUGUACGUAUAUUACACACGCGAUAAUAUUUGUGGCAGUUUGAUAUUAUACCUAUGUAGAUAGAACUGGUAUGAUAUUAAAAUGGCCAAGAUUAUUUCUUGGCUUGAGUGUACUCGGUGGAAUUCCAUCGCCAUCUUGGGUGAGAAAAGGUGAUUGCACCUUGGCUGCUCCGAGAGACCCAUAGAAAGAGAGAGAGAGAGAGAGAAAAGAGAGAUGGAGGAAAAGGAUCGAGGAGUAGGGAGAGAAUUGCGAUCGGUGCUUUACUUAGAUCGGAGGAAAUUCGAUCCUUUUUUUUUUUUCACCCUUCUUCAUUAUAUUGUAUUUUUCGAAGUGCUUUUUGUCUAUAACUUCCACCUUUUUUGACCUUACUUCGCACGUGUCUCGUUUAUCCCAACGAUCGCAAAAAUUUUCCAUUUUUUCUUAUUUUAUUUUUUCCUUCAAAUUCGUAGUUUUCUACUGUAAUGAUACACGUAUCUACAAAAUCUAUAAUACGUAUGAACAUCGGUGGUUGAAGGGAAGAGGGAAUUUAAGCCUGUUGAAGAUAUAAGGGAGAAAGA
Molecule: messenger RNA, 3351 nt
Organism: Athalia rosae (coleseed sawfly)
Lineage: Eukaryota; Metazoa; Arthropoda; Insecta; Hymenoptera; Athaliidae
Product: broad-complex core protein-like
Exons: 1
Coding region: 1-558 (185 amino acids)
Source: RefSeq, a predicted model, not a curated record